This is a messenger RNA of Dicrocoelium dendriticum, 306 nucleotides long. Lineage: Eukaryota; Metazoa; Platyhelminthes; Trematoda; Plagiorchiida; Dicrocoeliidae. The record is from the annotation of a GenBank genome assembly.
AUGCCUGCUGCCCAACAAGCUGAUCCCGACAUAAGCAAGCUACGACGUAACACCACCGAGACGAUCACCAUCGAUCGACUCCAGCCAGAAUUCUUCGACAAGUCUGACUCUUCGGCGCAACAAGCACCUUCACAGCCUGCGCCAUCACAGUUGGCACCUCAAACUCAGACGAGUCAGUCCGCUCCAGCAGAACCGACAACCACAAGCGACAGCGCUUCUACUCGCCCUGCUAUCGAUCUACGCGGUAGGAAACUCAAGCCUCCAGUUCGUUUUUCGGACUUCGUUAGCACUUACUAUUUUACGUAG